Molecule: messenger RNA, 2415 nt
Organism: Mercurialis annua (annual mercury)
Lineage: Eukaryota; Viridiplantae; Streptophyta; Magnoliopsida; Malpighiales; Euphorbiaceae
Exons: 8
Coding region: 1-2415 (804 amino acids)
Source: RefSeq, a predicted model, not a curated record
AUGGUUAUUGAUGCUGCUGGUCCUGAAGUUUUUGAGGAAGAGACCCUGAAUGAAGAAGCUCAAAAGUUUUUUGAUAUGAUGAGUGCGGGGUCGAUAUAUUUGAUUGAUGACACCUGCCGUUUAUUACAAGAACUGCAACAAGAGAAUAACAAAAUGCCAAAACAUUUUGCUAAUAUUAAGAAGCUGGUGAAAGGUCUCGGGUUGCCGGUUGAGGUUAUUGAUUGCUGUUUGCACAACUUCAUUGUGACGCCGUAUAAUCUGCCUCCUGGCAUGUGCAUGAAGGACGAGUUUAUGUUUUUGAUAAUACUUGUCCCCGGACCCGGAAAUCCAAAAAACCAUAUGGAUAUUUUCCUACAACCGUUAAUAGCGGAGUUGAAUCAGUUGUGGGAAUCUGGAAUCCGGACGUAUGACAUUCAAAAGAGGCAGAAUUUUCAAAUGAGGGCGGCGCUUAUAUGGACAAUUAAUGAUUUUCCCGCUUAUUCAAUGUUGUCUGGGUGGAGCACAUCAGGAAGAUUGGCAUGUCCGCAUUGUAUGGAAAAUACCGAGGCAUUCACAAAGGUUUUACCUAUGGGUCACCAUUUCCGUCGGAACGUUUCUGAAUUCCGAAAAGGCAAACAAGUAAAGCACAAAUUUGGAGGUGUGAGGACUGGAGAAGAAGUGUUAGCAGAGGUAGAUGGUCUGGGGUUUAAGAGGGCUUAUGAGAAUAAUGCUAAGGCUACGAAUGCUGAAUUAUCUAAAGGCCGUGGUUGGAAUCGAAAGAGUAUCUUUUGGGAUUUACCGUAUUGGAAGACAAAUACGAAAGACACGGCAAAAUCUCGGGCAGAGUUGAAUGGGAUUUGUGAUCGUCCCGGCCUAGCACAAGAUCAGGAAACCGAUAGAUAUCCAAAGGCUUUGUAUGCUUUGGAUCGGGAUUCAAAAAAGAUUUUGCUCGAAUGGAUUCAAAAGUUAAAGUUUCCGGAUGGUUACGUGUCCAACUUGUCAAGGUGUAUUGAUUUAAACAGUUUGAAGAUGAUGGGCAUGAAAAGUCUUGACUGUCACGUCUUCAUGCAACGACUUUUGCCAAUUGCUCUUCGGGAGCUUCUUCCGCCAGAAGUGUGGGAGCCUUUAACAGAGUUGAGUAUCAACUUCAGAGAAUUAACUGCCACAUCGCUGAAAAAAGCAGAUCUUGAGAGAUUGGAUCUUGAUAUCCCGAAGAUACUGUGCAAGUUGGAACAUAUUUUUCCGCCGAGUUUUUUUAAUUCGAUGGAACAUCUCCCCGUACACCUUCCGUACCUGAGAAAACUCAAAAAUAAGGUCUCGAAUAAAGGCAGAGUGGAAGGAAGCAUCAGCAGUGGAUAUCUAUUAGAGGAAACAGCAAAAUUUGCAUCUUUCUAUUUCACGGAUGGUGAUCCGAUGCUACCAUGUCGGAUUCAAAGAAAUGAAGUUUGCGAUAUGGACGUUGAUGACGACGUCGACAGAUUAUCUAUUUUCAAACCGAAUGGGCGACCUGUAGGUGCUUGUUGGAACAGAUAUCUAGAUGAUGCUGAAUAUGUUGCUGCCCGAAACUAUAUUCUUCUAAAUUGCCCUGAAAUCAAACCUUACAGAGAAGUUUUUGAAGGCGAGUUGUAUGAAAUCAACCCCGAAAUCACACCGACCGAAGUUUUAGUAAAGUUGGAUAGUGAAUUCGCCUUUUGGUUUGAGCAAUAUGUGAAAGACCCCACUGUCUGUAUCAAUCCUUAUAUUUUAAGUCUUGCAAAAGGACCGCUUAGAUCGGUCAAAACAUUCAAGGGGUACUGUGUUAACGGGUUUAAAUUCAAUACUGAAGAAUAUGGGGAGGAUCGGGUUACCAUGAACAACGGAGUCUGUGUAAAAAGAUCACUCUACGGUCCGGUUGAAAGCGACUUUUAUGGAGUUUUAAUUGACAUUAUCGAGUUAGAGUAUCCAGCUCUACCAAUUAAAAGGACGGUUUUGUUUAAAUGUAAUUGGUUUGAUCCUACAAAAAAGGUCGGUAUGUUAGUCCAUCCUCGGUAUAACAUAAUGGAUGUUAAUCACAGAAAGAGGUAUAACAAAUACGAACCUUUCAUUUUAGCUGAACAGUCCGAUCAAGUACAUUACUUACCCUACCCAAGCAAAAAACGGGACAAGAAAGAUUGGUGGGCAGUGUGCAAGAUAAAGGCUCGCUCUGAACUUGACAUGCCCGAAAGAACUGUCCCAACAUUUCAAGAUGAUAGUGCAGAACAUCCGCUCGAUGUCAGAACUAAUGAAGAUCCGACAAAUUUAGUUGAUGUGAAUGGCGAGGCCGACGAGGAUGCACUACACAACCCAACAACAUUAGAGACAGAAGCUGAUUAUCCACCAUCCUCAUCGGACGAUGAUGACAUUGGACUGGAAGAUAAUAUAGAUAUUGCGUUAUUUGUUUCAUUGUCAUUUCUGUAG